Messenger RNA from Linum trigynum, 2374 nucleotides. NCBI's taxonomy places the organism in Eukaryota, Viridiplantae, Streptophyta, Magnoliopsida, Malpighiales, Linaceae. The record is from the annotation of a GenBank genome assembly.
AGUAAUUGCUCAACAAAUAAUUUAUUAUAAGAUAUUAAUAGAAAACUAUUGACUAUGUUUAGAGAUGGUGUCACUUGGUAAUUCUAGAGGAUCACGUAGUUCUGGAGGAGCUGCAAAGAGAUUGAGAAGAUUCAUUGGGCGUAACAUUAGCGCUAGUGUGAGAAAUAGGGACCCAAAUGAUAGAGAUGAGCCACAGCCACAGCAACUAGUGACACCGAUGAGUUUGAGGGGAGACGGUUUUCCUCAGUUUGAUUUUCAGAUGCCUAGUAUGGCUGGUAGUGGAGCUGGUCCCAGUCGUGAUCAUGCUUCACCGUUUGAGCCUUCAGACGAGAUUGAUGACGAGUCGGAGGAGUAUGACUCGGAUGGUGUUGAGUAUCACAUUCUACCAGUCAGUCCGAUCAGAGACAGAGGUGCCCCCAGCGGAUCGUCACAUAUCAUUACUGGGGUUCAUGUUGUUAUUGGGAUCUAUAGAGACCAUGUGGGGCGUUUCUAUAGAGCUCCACAACCUGGUAAGGGCCAGAGUGGUACUGCUGAUGUGGGAGAGGCCUGGGAGCCUAGAGGACCGUGUCUUGGAGGGCCGAGCGACCCGAGUUUGCUCCGUAGCUUUUUUGGGCAUGUUGCCCACCGUCUGUACACUAGAGAGGCUGAUAGAAUGGUGAUCACUUGCUAUGACAGGAGUUCGACCCUUCGCCACGUUCUCGACGGUUAUGUGAUAGCAGAUGAUAACACUAGGACUACCGUAGAGACAGCGGGCCUUGCUCACCUCGUUGAUAUCACCUUCCAGAGCGAGCUUGACCCUGCUCUCGUCUCGACAUUUGUGGAGAGGUGGCAGCCGGAUACCAACACCUUCCACAUGCCGUUUGGAGAGACUAUGAUCCUCCUUCACGACGUGGCACACAUUAUUGGGCUUGCGGUUGAGGGAGAGGCGAUGGUAGUGGAUCCGAGGCAGUUGGAGAAGUGGGCACUGGAGACUGACAUCCGAGGCACUGGAAUGUGACGACUCAACCCUGUUUGUGCUCGUAUUUCCUAGAUGAAACACAUUUUUGGUAUGACAAACUGCCCACUUUUCUCGAUGUUGCCACCACACUCCCUGUAUGUAUUGCAACAGACGUGGUUCAAAAUUGCCCCAUCUUGUCCUAAAGCGGCCAAACGCGGCCAACAUAUCUUGCUCGGACCAAGAAUAAAGCAUAUGACACCAAUAUUGAUCGUACGCCUCGUUGACCAAAUCCAUCAUGUCCUUCCCAAAUAUUUCCAAACACUUCUUCUGCACAUUGGUGUUGAUGUGCCAAACACAUAGCAAAUGCGGGGUACGGGGGAAGACCACAAAACCGUAGCAAGUAGUCCACCUUUGUGGUCGGUGACGAUGACAGUGGGCACGCGUGGAUGGAGAAAUUGUUGUAUGCACUCCAACAGCCACAGAUACGACUCUUUUGUCUCAUCCUUCAUGAAAGCACAACAGAUGUUGAAAUUCUUCCCAACUGGAGUAGCACCUACGACCUCCACCCACGGUCAUUUAUAUGCAUUGGUCUUAUACGUUGAGUUGAUCAGAAUCACGUACGGCCAAGCCUCCAACAUCUAGAUGGAAGUUGGAUGAGCAAAAAAAAGAUGUGUAAGCACGUCGUUAUCGUCCUUCAUAACCUCUGUAUGAUAAUUCUCACGUUCAGCUGCUUGCAACGCAUACUGCACUGCAUUAAUCUCGUCUUUCCUAGACUUGAACCCGAGGUUAUACAUCUGCCUUUUGGUGUGAUGCCCUUUCUCACCCUUCUGCUUGUUUAUUGUUUGCUUCUGUUGCGACGGAGGUACCCCAACAUCUCUCAUCUGCUUCAGAGAUUCUUUAUCCUUCUGACUCAAUUUAUUCAUUUGACUGUGGCCCUCGGGAUAAAGCAUCUUCUCAUGAUUGUGAUACCCUCGCCUUAAACCGGUUUCUUGCUCAAUCACUGCUUGUAUCUCCCAGAAUGAAGGUCCAUCAAGAGCAUCUUGAACUUGUAUUGCCACGACUCUCCUUGGAAGGAUCCAGCUUGUAUGACUUCCUCUCCCUACUGCAUUUGUCGCAAUACAUAUAACACAUACCCAAUGCUCUAUUGUUGCGCAACUCACGUGGCUUCAUCGAUCCCUUAGUUACAAAGAAACCAAGAGACAUCGCGAUGUUUUUGGUCACUUUUACAGCAUCUUCGAAAUUGUCAUAUCGGACGCCAUUGAGAAAAUGGUCUGUGUAAUCACCAAUUAGUUCAACAAUGUAAGCCAUGUCCACCUGCAAUUAUGAUUUCACAACUCGUUAGAAAGGUACAAAUUAUAUGAUUCUACAAAAUUAAACUAAAUUGAUUAACUCUACAAAAUAAAAAUAAUUUGACGAUAAUAAAUUUAAUUAAAUAUA